AUGGCCGGUGCCAAUGACCCUCCCGGCAUAUCUCUGCGAGAAGCCACCCAGCGAAAGUUGCGGAAGUUUUCGGAGCUGAGAGGCAAACCUGUGGCAGCUGGCGAGUUCUGGGACAUUGUUGCAAUAACAGCAGCUGAUGAAAAACAAGAACUUGCUUAUAAGCAACAGCUGUCAGAAAAGCUGAAAAAAAAGGAGUUACCCCUCGGAGUUCAAUAUCAUGUUUUUGUUGAUCCCGCUGGAGCCAAAAUUGGUAAUGGAGGAUCAACAUUUUGUGCUCUUCAAUACUUGGAAAAGCUAUAUGGAGAUAAAUGGAAUUCUUUUACCAUCCUAUUAAUUCACUCUGGUGGCUACAGUCAACGCCUUCCAAAUGCAAGUGCCCUGGGGAAAAUUUUCACUGCUUUACCUUUUGGUAACCCUAUUUAUCAGAUGUUAGAAUUAAAACUAGCCAUGUACAUUGAUUUCCCCUCACAUAUGAAUCCUGGGAUUCUGGUUACCUGUGCAGAUGAUAUUGAACUUUAUAGUAUCGGAGAAUCUGAGUUUAUCAGAUUUGACAAGCCUGGCUUUACUGCGUUAGCUCAUCCUUCUAGCUUGACUGUAGGUACCACACAUGGAGUAUUUGUCUUAGAACCCUCCAAUUGUUUAGAAUACAGAGACCUCGAAUAUCGGUGUUGCCAUCGUUUCCUUCAUAAGCCCAGCGUAGAAAGCAUGUGUCUGUGUAAUGCUGUGUGUAGAUCUGGAAAUUUUUCUCAGCAGGACUUAUCUGGGGGUGACAUUGCCUCUUUUAAAUUUGAAUCUGAGUAUGUCUACACAGACAGCCUAUUUUACAUGGAUCAUAAAUCAGCAAAAAAGUUACUUGCUUUUUAUGAAAAAAUAGGCACACUGAACUGUGAAAUAGAUGCCUAUGGAGACUUUCUGCAGGCUUUGGGUCCUGGAGCAACCGUGGAGUAUACCAGAAACACAUCAAAUGUCACUAAAGAAGAGACAGAGUUGGUAGACAUGAGGCAGAGAAUAUUUCAUCUUCUUAAAGGGACACCACUAAAUGUUGUUGUUCUUAAUAAUUCCAAAUUUUAUCACAUUGGCACAACUGAAGAAUAUUUGUGUCACUUUACUUCAGCUAGCAGUUUGAAGUCAGAGCUUGGCUUACAGUCCAUAGCUUUUAGCAUCUCACCAGCAAUACCAGAAUGCUUUGGUACCACACCCUGUAUCAUUCAAAGUAUAUUGGAUUCAAGAUGUUCUGUGUCACCUGGCUCAGUUGUGGAGUACUCCAGAUUGGGGCCUGAUGUUUCAGUUGGGGAAAACUGCAUUAUUAGUGGUUCUUCUAUCAUAACAACAGCUGUCCUGCCUGCAUAUUCUUUUGUGUGUUCCUUAAGCUUAAAGAUGAAUGGACACUUAAAGUAUUCAACUAUGGCAUUUGGAGUGCAAGACAACUUGAAAAGGAAUGUUAAAAUAUUGUCAGAUAUAAAGUCACUUCAAUUCUUUGGUAUCUGUUUCCUGUCAUGCUUAGAUAUUUGGAAUCUGAAAGUUACAGAGGAGCUCUUCUCUGGAAACAAGACAUGUUUGAGUUUGUGGAAUGCUCGUAUUUUCCCAGUCUGUACUUCUUUGAAUGAUUCAGUUACAACAUCCAUAAAGAUGUUAAAUGCUGUGCAAAGCAAGUCAGCAUUCAGCCUGAAUGACUAUAAGCUGUUGUCCAUUGAAGAAAUGCUUGCCUACAAAGAUGUAGAAGACAUGAUAACCUAUAGGGAGAAAAUUUUUCUAGAAAUUACUUUGAAUAGAAAACUCUGA
Pipistrellus nathusii (Nathusius's pipistrelle) is the source of this 1782-nucleotide messenger RNA. The record is from the annotation of a GenBank genome assembly. NCBI's taxonomy places the organism in Eukaryota, Metazoa, Chordata, Mammalia, Chiroptera, Vespertilionidae.